Pelobates cultripes (western spadefoot toad) is the source of this 477-nucleotide messenger RNA. NCBI's taxonomy places the organism in Eukaryota, Metazoa, Chordata, Amphibia, Anura, Pelobatidae. The record is from the annotation of a GenBank genome assembly.
AUGGCGGAUGCCAGGAGAACCAAAGCCAGAGGGAAAGAAAGCCCUCACUGCAGCAAGCAAGGUGGCAUUCAGGCACAAGAUAGCCCGAUGCCCGCCACCACAAACAACAAGCACUCACUGCGACAUCAAGACAAGAUGCCUACCCCUCCAGACGCAACGCAAGACCGCGGCUCCAAAACCGUGGCAGGCCCGAAGCGGAAGGAAGGGUCGGAGGCACAGCAGGCCAGAGUGCACAUUACAACACAGGCUACAGACACCCAAAAAACGAUUUACCCUCAAGAUGCAGUGGGGAGCAGAUCCCGCAAGCGAGAUACAGCACUGUCCACAUGGGAUCCCUAUUGCCGACAAAGCACACAGCGACAUCCUCUCCAAAAUAGAGGGACAUUUCUCCGACUUCUGGCAGAAAUUAACACGCCUUUUGCUCCAGCCCUCUCUACCACACAAAGAAGCCUACUUACCCAAAAGCUCUCCACCUAA